This is a messenger RNA of Brassica rapa (field mustard), 3341 nucleotides long. Its product is annotated as reticulon-like protein B15. Gene Ontology annotation, biological process: response to bacterium. The record is from RefSeq and is a predicted model, not a curated record. Lineage: Eukaryota; Viridiplantae; Streptophyta; Magnoliopsida; Brassicales; Brassicaceae.
GAUAAUUUCUAUAUAUAUUGUAUUGUUAUCUGAAAAAUAUUUUAGUAAACGUUAAAAACAUAAAUUAUUUAAUUAAACAUUCAUCAAAUAAUUUUUUUAAUUAUAUAAUUAAAAUAUAAUAUUGAGUUAUUUUAAGAUUUAUUUUAGUAAUGAAUAUAGUGUACAAAUAACUUUUCAAAAAUUUAUGAAAAUGUUUAAGCCCGCAUCGCGGGCAAAACACCUAGUUUUUCUCAUAUAUCUAGAUAAAUUUUAAUCAGCAAUCUAAACCUAAAUUUCUCAAAUAAAUAAAUUAUAUUUGGUUGUUUUAUAUAAACAUUAUAUUUGGUUGUUUUAGAUAACCAAAUCUAAACAUGUUUUUUCGCCAACUGCCAAAUCGAGUUUUUCAUUAAAACAGUAAAAUCAUAUUUUUCACCAAAAUCACAAAUCGUGUUUUCUCGACAAAAAAACACAAAAUUGAGUUCUUUUUUCAACCAAAAUCCCAAAAUCGAUUUUUCCACCAAAAUCACAAAUCGUGUUUUCCAGCAAAAUCAAAAAUUAUGUUUUCUCUCUAAAAAAAAUCAAUUUCCCACAAAAUAUCAAGAUCAUGUUUUCUUGCCAAAAUGCAACAUAGAUGAAUGGGAAAUAAUGAAGCAUUGAAAAAGAUGAAUGGGAAAUACAAUAUUUGUUUGAAAAUUAAGAAGGAAACAAAUCUGUAUAUGAAACUUUACAGUUGUAUUUAUACUUUGGAUCUAAAUGGUGACAUAGGGAAUUAAGAGGAAUAGUCAAUUCCUACUCAUUCUUUAAAAAAAUAUACUAUUAAUGAUGAAUUUUCGUUGCGUUUAAUUCCUUGUCAUUCUUUGAAUUUUAAGGAACUAUAGAAGAAAAACAUUCAUUAUCAAAAUUGAUAUAGAAGAAAAAGAAUAAAUAUUUAUUUUUAUUCCUUUUAUUUUGUUCCUAUUCUUAUUUUAAUGGUCACUAGUUAGAACCUUUGUAUAUAGAUACAUAUAAUGUAUAUACUGUUAGGGAAAGAAAUCAAUUGAGAAAGGUAUACUGUUGACCAAAAAAAAAAGAUAAUGAAUAUCAACUUAAGAAUAUACCGAGUAAUCAGAUUUUUGCACUCCAAUGUUGGGUAUAUAUGCAUGCUAUUCUCAACAACUUAAGAAUACACUGAGUUCAUAUUUACAUAACGUGAGUACGCAUGUCUGUAUAUGUCUAUGCUUGCUGUUUCGUUUGUUUCCCUUCUAACGUUGCUUGUGAUUUCUCAUCACUCUAGAAUUUGUUUGUUUUCUAGUUAUAUUUUGUAUUCAUGUGUAGCUUGUAAAUAUGUAAUAUGUUUACAAUGUUUCUUCUUCACAGAUUUGAAGCGUCUAUAUUUUGUUGAAGGACAUAUAGGUGUAAAUCGUUCAUAUAUAAGGAGUAAAGUUCAACUUCAGCCACUCAAUAAAAUUGUCUUUUAAGAUUAGUUAUCUAACAACGAAAUGAAUUGGUUGGUUGAACAAAAUUGAAUUUUAUAUGUUUCUAUGACCACGUUAAUUAGGAGGGAACGAGCUCCAUGCGUUUGCAACAACUAAUUAGAGAUGCCAUAAGUUUUACCCAUUAUAAUAGUUUAAUUAAGAGUUAUAGCAUGCCAAAGAAAUCCGACAUCCAUGAGAGACUAAAUGGCAAUUACACUUACAACAUCCUGAUUGACGAUGUUUUAUGGAGAUGCAGGUCCCCUUAAUACUAUAAUCACGACAAAAAGCAAUGUCUCUCGUGGAUCAAAUACUUGGCGAAGGAGCAGUGGCGGAUUUAUCUGUGUGGGAAAACAAGAUAACAUCAGGCAUCACACUUGUAAUGGCCACACUUAUCUGGUUCCUAUUUGAGAUCAAGGAGACUGAACCUGUACCCUUUCUAUGUUCGAUCUUGUUACUCCUGAUCCUGCUUCUCUUCAUCUGGGUCAAGUAUGGACACCUCCUUUUCAUUUGGAGACCUCCCACUCCUGAAGAGCUCCAACAAGAAGAUUCCCCAGUUAGAGCCUUAUUUUCAGAGAUCGAAGGUCUUCUCUUGAUGCUGUACGAGAUUGCAUAUGGGGAAGACAUCAAAACCUUUAUAUGGGCCAUCCUUUAUGUGGCCAUCAUAUACACCAUUGGGAGCUACAUCAACCUCCUCACAAUUUUUUAUAUAUGCUUGGUCUGCUUGCUAACGAUUCCAGUUUUGUACCUGCAAUAUCAAGAGGUCGUUGACAAUUUCAUUGGAGAGGUAUCAGAAAUGAAGAAUAAGACACUUCGAUUAUUUAACUCUAGGGCCACGAAGAAGAAGAAGAAGUUGUACUAGGUCAUGUGAUUUUGCGCUAUACCAAAGCAAACCGUAUAUGCUUUAUUAUCAUUGUUGAGCUAAUUUGAUUUAGUAGGGAUACUUGGACACUGUAUCAUUUUAGUAUUUAAAAAUCCGUAGAUGAUUAUAAAAGGCCAGUUAAAUCUGAAACUUGCAAUGCUAAUAUUAAGGAAACAAUCUAGAUAAUGAACCAACUCAGUAGAAUGUAAAAUCUGCAAUAAACAAAGAAGGAAGAUUGCUUCUUUGCAGAACCUCUGAAGAAUGUAUGUGGAAAAUCCACUUUAACACACAAUAAAAGAAGCUCAUGUUCUGUCUUUUUUCUUCUUUUUCUGAAACACAUAAACAUUGUUACCAUGCAGUAUAAAAAGAAGAUACAGCAACCAGUGGCGGAGGGAGGUAGAAAGGAAGGGGGGGGGGGGGCAACUGCCUCCUAUAAAAUAUUGAUUUUUUGUGCAUUUUUAUUGAUUAUUCAAAAUUUAUAUGGUUUAGAUGGUAAUUUUUUUUAUUAUUGCCCCCUAUAAAUUAAGUUCCAAACUUAUAUUGCCUAAGGUAAAACUUUUGUCUGGCUCAUCCACUGACCGCAACAUAUUUAAUAAUCAUGAUUUUUUCUUUGUCUUUUGGCUUCUAUUAGAAACCUAAUUCAGUUUGUGUAUUAUUUUGUCUCAGAGAGACCAGAUGGUUGAACCAGUGUCUGAUGGACAACAUUGAUAUGGUUCUGCAAAGACAAUCGACAAAGAAGUAAAAAGAAUGUUGAUUUCGUCUUCGUGUUUUGGCUUGUUUUAGAAAUCUCAUUUAGUUUGUGGUUUACUUUGGCUCAGAGAGACAAGAUGGUCAAACCAUACGACAUGGAUAUAUAUGGCUCUGCAAAGAAGUUUGACAGACAAGUAAAAACUCACAAGACAUGGAAUCAUAUGUUUUGCCAAAAUCACACAAUCUGUAUUUUAUUGCUAAAACCGUAAAAUUGUUUUCAGCCAAAAUAACAAAAUUGAGUUUUUGCCAGUAUAUUUAAGAAUCAUGGUGAGUCUGCUGUAUUAACAGAUGGAGAAAGC